Molecule: messenger RNA, 2466 nt
Organism: Monomorium pharaonis (pharaoh ant)
Lineage: Eukaryota; Metazoa; Arthropoda; Insecta; Hymenoptera; Formicidae
Exons: 2
Coding region: 1704-2333 (209 amino acids)
Source: RefSeq, a predicted model, not a curated record
AUUAUUUUUCGCGGUAAUGUCACGUAACACCCCGCGUGUAGAGGAUUGUACUUAUUUAUAUUUAGAAUCAAAUUAAGAAUUCGCGAUAGCGCUCACCCGCUAUCUCGUUCUUGAAACUCUUCGAGUGAUGCUAAUGUGGGCUCGAUAACGCGUCGCUCAUACCACUCGUCCAAGUCCGAUGUUUGGAAUAGUUCACAAUUUUUAGUGUUUAUACUUUUGUUGGCAUGUUUAUCACCCGUUACAAACACGCUGUUGAAUGCUGUAUUCACUUUUACACUGUUGUGUUCCUCUAGAGCGUCCCGCACUCGCUUGAGCACUAUACCGCCUGCGUCUUCUAAAAACGUUCGCGGUUCAAUAUAGUUUGUAUUUAUCACUGCACCUGUCUGAAUGCGAUUCUCGAACGCUGUAUCUAUCUCUCGCCACAUGAGUUUGUUCGCGUUAUUACUAGUGCUCGCGUAAUUACCCCCUACAUGCACGAAACGUCUUUGUAAUUGUGUCUUUUCACCUUCGAGUCGCGCGAUCCUCGCCACCAACGAUUGUCUUUGUCCGACGGCAAGCCGAGGACGCUUUAUGCGGCUAUGUUCCUCAAGCUGUUGUAUAAUCUCGUCGCAUCGCUGCAACCACAUAAAACACUCGCUCAAAGUAGUGACUCCAUUUGCUUGCUCCAACAGCUCGCGUUCUACUCGCUCGAAAUUAUUCUCCAUUUUUAUCACUGUUGUCUUUUUAUCACUGUUUUAAAACAACACCAUACAAUCUUCAACAGGACACUCGCAUGUAUUUUCGUAGCACCUAAUGCAGAAUCGAAAUUUGUCUUGAAUUUCAAACUGCAUUAGCUUGCUUUGUCUUUCACACCGAAUAUUGCACUGAAUUAUUACUCCGGAUUGAUGACGGUUUCAACUUGCACUCGGAUCUUAAACUUCGCAUCAAAUGCGAUAUUAUGCGCUUCCCGACCGCUUAUAUAUUUUUUAUAACUCUUCAUUUUCUUUGUCUUAACAUCGGUGCUUGACCUCUGCAAGAUUUGCAUUAUUUGAAUGUGUGAUUCUGAAUGAUCUCAUCAAGUUAGUAUCAAAUGAUUUAUGUACGUGCUUAAAACAUAUUUUUGUUACAGCAGCCGUACAUCGGCGCUUGACCUCUCAAAGAUUUGCAUUAUUUAAAUGUGCAAUUUUCGUAUGAUCUCAUCAAUAAGUAUCAAAUGUACAUGCCUAAAACAUAUUUUAUUACAGCAGCCAUACAUCGGCGCUUGACCUCUCAAAGAUUCACAUUUUUUGAAUGUACGAUUUUCGUAUGAUCUCAUCAGUAUCAAAUGUACAUGUCUAAAACAUAUUUUGUCACAGCAGCUGUACAUCGGCGCUUGACCUCUGCAAGAUUUGCAUUAUUUGAAUGUGCGAUUUUUGUAUGAUCUCAUUAGUAAGUAUCAAAUGUACAUGCCUAAAACAUAUUUUGUCGCAGCAGCCGUACAUCGGUGCUUGACCUCUGAAACGUUGGUCAUCCUUGAAUGUGUAAAGUUUGAAAUAUGUGAUUGCCCCCCUCUACUGAGAUGUGUGAAGAAAUAUGUGAUUAUCCCCUCUACUGAGAUGUGUGAAGGGUGUGCAAUAUAAGAAGAGUUCUGAAAACGGUAUCACAUCAGUUAAUCAGCGGAAUACGGACGGUAAAGUUCCAAUCUUGCAUUAGUUAAUCGAAAGAAGUCGGAGUUUCCCCUGAAAAUGAACUAUUACGUUCCGAUUCAGCAAAAUGAAACGAGUGAUAAACCAACAAUGUCGCAGCCGCGUCAUACUCCACGCAUUCUGGGGAGGAGAUUUGCUUUGACGACUACAUUCUACAAAUAUUUGGAUAUAGGAAUCAGUGUGGGACUUGAGCCUUUUGUAGAGAUGAUUCUUGGUGACAACAAGGGCAAUGAGAUACCGCUGUCACGUGAUACCUGGGUAAUAAUGAUUGAGAAACGGACAGAUAUCGAGCAACUCCUGCAGUCGACAACCGCUACAUCGUUGUGGAUUAAUGAUCUUUUCAUCGAAGUCGUUAAAAUACGUAACGAGAGUAUCAUAAAAUUCACUUUAAAUAACAAAAUUAUGUACAUGAAACCAUCGACUGUGCAAUUUUUACUAAAUCUUGAAGAUGUUAUCAAUAAUGCAUAUUUUAAGUUAUGGGAUGAUAUGCAUAUAGUAAAAGAACGAUAUAAUCAAUUUGUAAACUGUUUGCGGCGAAAUAAUAUUCAUAACAAGUGCGAUGCAGUCAAAUUGUUAAAUGAAAUAUGUGUAAAAACUUCGCUCGUAGAUUGCGAACUGAUGGUUUAUGCAUCAGACAAUAUUGUAUACGACGCGUUACAAAAAGAAUAAAUGAAAAAAAUUAUAAAUAAUUAUUAUAACUUAUUUUCUCUCUUCCCUAUUCCUUUGCGGUAUAAUGGCGUGCGCAGAACCGAGUAGGAGGUACAUAGAUAAGAUGGGUGGGAACCCAUGUAUGUAACUGCAU